AUGGACUGGAAUAAUCUGCUCUCCAAGGCCACCUCCAUCCCCAAAUUCCUCCCCGACAAGCUCGUGGACUGGCUUUUCUCCUGCGCCCAGUCCGAGUACUCCCUCAUCAGCGGCGUCGAAGACGAGAUCGACAAGCUCCGAAGAACCAGCGAGCGGAUCCACCACCUCCUCACCGACGCCGAGGAGCGCCGCUACAUCGAGGACAAGUCCGUUAAGAGCUGGCUCCUCGAACUCAAAGACGUCGCCUUCGCCGCCGACGAACUCCUCGAUCGCCACCAGACACAGCUCAAACUCUCCUCCCUCGACCAGAGCAGCGGCGAGGCCGGCCCAUCCCGCAAGCGAAAGCGCUCCUGGUCUCUCCUUUCCCUCGGCCUCGGCCAUGAGCCAGUUCUUCUCCAGCGCCGGACACUGGCGACCCAGAUAGCCAAGAUCAACGAGAGGUUAGAGGAGAUCGCCAAGGCCCGGAAGAAAUUCCGUCUGGAGGCCGGAGACGGGAGGAGAAGGGGGCGAACGGGAGAAAGCUCGCCUCCUUCUCAAUCCGUGGCCUCUUAUGAGUGGUCUCAUGUCGUCGGCCGAGAAGAUGAGAAGGCAGAGAUUGUUACAGCAUUGACGUCGGAUCAUCGAAUCCUCCUCCCUGUUCUUCCGAUCUAUGGAGCUCCUGGAAUCGGUAAGACCACUCUUGCUAAAUUAGUCUACAAUGACGCUCAAGUGGAAAAUUAUUUCGAUUUGAGGAUUUGGGUUGGUUUGUCCAAAGGAUUUGAUGUGAGAAGGGUAACGAAAGAGAUUAUAGAAGCUGUAGACGACGGGGAGAAAUGUAAUAUAUCCAGCCUGGACGCUCUGCUGCGUCACCUCAGCUGCAAGGUGAGUGGGAGAAAGUUCUUGCUGGUGCUGGAUAACUUGUGGGCUGAGAAUUUCCAGUUCUGGGAGACGCUGCGGCUUCCAUUGGUGGCUGGAGGCAUUCCCGCUCGGGUGUUCGAGCCAACAUCCGAAUUUGGAAAAGAUCAGCAAGAGGAUCGUGCAGAGGUGCCAAGGAUCCCUCUGGCAGCAAAGUUGCUUGGUUGCCUCCUGUACAAUGUGACAGAGGAAGAUGCGUGGGAAGACAUGCUAAUUGAAGUGUGCUCAUUGGAAGAGGAUAAAAAUAACAUAUUGCCAAGCUUAAUGAUCAGUUAUAAUCAUUUGAAUUAUCAUCUGAAGCAGUGUUUUAAGUACUGCUCUAUGUUUCCUAAUGGUUAUGAGUUUGAUAGGGAUGAACUGGUCAGGUUGUGGAUGGCAGAAGGUUUGAUCCAGCGCAGUGGGAGCAGAAGUACUCUGGAGGUGAUAGGCGGCAGGUACUUUGAUAAUCUAUUGUGGAGGUCAUUUUUUGAAGUCUCUGGUAAUCAAGGACAGAAACAGAAAUAUAGAAUGCCGAGCCUCAUCCAUGAUCUAGCACGAUUAGUUUCUAAACCUGAAAGUUUGGUUGUGGAACAUGGUGUUUCAUGUGAUAAACCCGAAUGGGUGCGUUAUGCAUCCUUGUUUCAUCAAAAUGAUCAGGAGACGGUAGCAUUCGACAAACUAUACAGAUAUGAAAAAUUGCGGACUUUUAAAUUGUAUGGAGAGUUUAGAGUGGGUGUGAAGCAGGUCCCAGCAGAUCUAUUUCUUAAAUUAACAUGCUUGCAGGUUUUAGAUCUCAGCUUUAGCGAGAUAGAAGAAUUGCCGGAUUCAGUUGGUGAUUUGAUACACCUGCGAUAUCUUGGCCUUUACAGAACUGAAAUCCAAAGGCUGCCUGAAUCAGUUUGCUGGCUUUACAAUCUGCAGACCCUGGAGCUUGGUGAGUGCUUCAGGCUCCAAGAGUUACCAAAAGGAACAAGCUACAUGGUUAACCUACGGCAUCUUGGUUUGCAUGUUGACUGGGAGACAGGUGCCGAUUCGAUGAUGUCCAUGCCACAGAGAAUUGGAAAGUUAACUUCGUUGCAGACAUUGUCAAGAUUCAUUGUGACUUCUGAGAAUGGAUGCAACGUACGAGAGCUGAAGGACUUGAACCUUCGAGGAGAGCUUUGCAUCUCAAAGCUAGAAAAUGUUGUCGAUGUGUCGGAUGCUCAAGAGGCCAAUUUGAGUAGGAAGCGAAUUGAUAAUUUGAAGUUGCAAUGGAGCAAUACAAUCAAUCCCACUGGUCAACAGGGUGGGAGUGAUUGCGAAAGGGUUGUUGCAUGUCUCUGCCCUCAUAUCAAACUCAAAUGUCUUUGGAUAGAGAACUAUCCUGGCAGCAAUUUUCCAGAUUGGGUAGGGGACAGUUCUUUCUUGCACUUAGAGACUUUGAGACUCUCCUGCUGCAAGAAUUGUAAACAACUCCCAUUGAUAGGGCGGCUACCUCGUCUCAGAAAUCUGUGGAUAAAAGGUAUGCAUGGAAUAAGAAGCAUGGGAAAUUUUGUGGGAUUUCAAUCUCUAGAGAAGCUUACAUUAUCAGACAUGCCUAAUUUGGAGAGACUUUUUGAAGUGGAAGGUGGUGAGAUUCCUAGGCUCCGCGAACUCUCCAUGUUGCAUUGCCCUGAACUGAGAGAACUGAUUGUCCUUCUUCCUAUGCUUGCGAAAUUGAAGAAAAGAAACUCUGCAUCAAAACAAUUGCUUUGCCUAGUGUUCGGUAGGCCCCAAAAUUAUGAGCUUGAUAAGGACGAAUUGGUCAAGUUGUGGAUGGCAGAAGGUCUCAUCAAGCCAGAGAGGCUUUGUGAGAACAAAUGA
Molecule: messenger RNA, 2715 nt
Organism: Phoenix dactylifera (date palm)
Lineage: Eukaryota; Viridiplantae; Streptophyta; Magnoliopsida; Arecales; Arecaceae
Source: RefSeq, a predicted model, not a curated record